Molecule: messenger RNA, 1328 nt
Organism: Triticum urartu
Lineage: Eukaryota; Viridiplantae; Streptophyta; Magnoliopsida; Poales; Poaceae
Product: remorin 4.1-like
Source: RefSeq, a predicted model, not a curated record
CCAUCACCCACACACACCACCACACCGCGCACUGACACAGCAAGAUCGAGUCAGUCAAGAGGGCGAGGCGUGCACUGCUGGUCCUCCUCCUCCCGCGCAUGGUGCCCCGUCCCCGCCGGCCGGCGCCGACACAUGUUGCAUGAGCGGCACGCACCACCCUCCGCGUCCGACGACGAGGACGAUGCCCCAGGGGCCAACGACGAGGAGGGCACUCUGGUGACCACCACCGCCAGCACCACCAACACCACCUUCCACGACGUCGACGAGGUGAUCGAGGUGCGCGAGGUCCACCCCCUGUCGCCGCCGCACCCGCCCUUCACGCCGCCCACGCGCACCCUGUCCGCCGCCUCCACCGCCUGGGACAGCGCCAGCAGCCACCGCUCCGUCACCUCCGAGGAGCAGUUCAUGACGAUGAGCCGCGAGUUCACCGCCAUGGUCGCCGCCGGCGCCGGCACCGGGGCGGCCAACAGCAACCCCAACAGUAACAACAGCAACAGCAACCACCACCCAGGCGGCCCCUACGACGGCGGCCCCGACCAGCUGACCAGCAUCGGCGAGGACGAGCUGGAGGAGCACAACCCGCUGGCCAUCGUGCCGGACAGCGGCCGCCCCUUCGCCACGCCGCCCAGCAGGAGCGGCGGCAGCAGCGGCAGGGCGGCGCGGCUCGACCUUGAGGUCGUCCCCGCGGCCGGCCCGCCGGUGGAGGCGAGCCAGGUGAAGAAGGAGGAGGUGGAGACCAAGGUGUCGGCGUGGCAGACGGCGGAGAUCGCCAAGAUCAACAACCGGUUCAAGAGGGAGGAGGUGGUCAUCAACGGCUGGGAGACGGAGCAGGUCGACAAGGCGUCCGCCUGGCUCAAGAAGAUUGAGAGGAAGCUGGACGAGCAGCGCGCCAAGGCGGUGGAGAAGACGCAGAACGACGUGGCCAAGGCGCGGCACAAGGCGGAGGAGAAGCGGGCGUCGGCGGAGGCCAAGCGGGGGCUCAAGCUGGCCAAGGUGCUGGAGCUGGCCAACUUCAUGAAGGCCGUGGGCAGGGUGCCCACCAAGCGCUCAUUCUUCUAGCCCGCCGGCCUCCUCAACUGGAGAAUCUACGUAUGUGUUUUUGCCUAUAGGUCGUAAAGGGCGUGUGCUGCUGCAUCCGAUCGGCCGGGAAACCUAAUUGUAAAAAGGAUUUGAAACCUGCUGCUGCUGCCUCCGUUGUAUACUGGCCGCCGGUGGCGAUCACGGAUCACACGGUGGCGCUUUUUUGUUUGGCUUGUAUAUGCACGCAAAACUGGUGUGAAGAUGGAAUGAAUAGUGUGUUUGCCACAAACCUGCAAACAUUCAGAGCA